Lasiosphaeria miniovina is the source of this 2007-nucleotide messenger RNA. RefSeq lists its product as uncharacterized. The coding region runs from base 371 to 1804 and encodes 477 amino acids. The transcript has 2 exons. The record is from RefSeq and is a predicted model, not a curated record. NCBI's taxonomy places the organism in Eukaryota, Fungi, Ascomycota, Sordariomycetes, Sordariales, Lasiosphaeriaceae.
CGAUUGCAUGCGGGGCACACACAGCCCGUCAACGGCCUUGGCCCUGACUGACCUGUCACCUCAGAGGCAGGUUGAGGUGAGGGACCGUGAACGUACCGACCGAGCUACAUUACGUGACCUACUUGGCGAUGCUGAGCAGCGAUGGAACGCAAGGAACUCGAGGAGUGUUGCAUCUAUCGAGCUAAAAUGGGUUAAAUCGGCUAUAGGAGAUAUGUGGUUCGAAUGGUCAGAGCGGUUCGUUUCCAUAUCAUUAUGGCCAUCCAUCUGCAGUUCAAUCCUAGGAUUCAAGUUCAACUUACCUGGUUCAGACGCAGUUCUCGAUUCACUUUGCCUGUGGUAGCGGUCAUUUCCUAGUAAAUCUGCUCACGCCAUGUCGAUUUUCGAGCAGGCCAACGAGGCACGCCUCGGCGCCCUCAACGUUGCGCCCAUCAUCUCCAUGCCACAGCUACCCAACAUUCUAUCGGAGUGGGCAGCCAUUGUUCCUCUUGUCUGCCAUCUAGCCACACACCGUGACGACCACGCUACGACUGGCAAGGUGGCCUUGGCGGGCAGAGUUUCUGUGAGUCUCUUUCCCCGGCUGGGCUCGCUGUCCGGCCUUUCGCGGUUGAUCGGGAACACGCGCAAAUUCCUCGACCACGCCAGCUCGCGUGGUGGCACCAGCCUCCAUGUUUGGGACGUCUAUUGGGGCGGCAUGUUUCCCUGCAGCAACGGCAUUGCCGUCGAAUUCAUCAUCGACUACUGCCAGCAGAGGCACGGGCGAGUCAGCACCAUACGCAUGCCGGAUAUCUUGCCCGAGCUACGUCCUGUCCCGCCAAGGCUCAGCAGCUACUCGUCGACGAACCUCAGCAGCAGAAGCAGCAUAUCCAGCCACGGAACACGGAUCUCCUCCUCUAAAAAUGGGACGCGAGCUCCGCGACCCGACCCCGACAAGGACUCAAUCUUCCGCUUCCGCCGCAGCCAGACCCUACACGUCUUUCGGUGCUUUCGCAAGCCAGGACGGCCCCUAAAGUCGCAGCCCUCAAAUUCGUGGUCUUUUGCGCCGCAUAUUCUGCGGCCGCUCUGUGCAGCCGUCGUCGCAGUCGCACUCCUCCUGUGCGGCAGCUUCGGCACGGCGGCCAUGUUGUUCUGCACGGCCAUCUCGGGCUUCGCAGCCAGCCUGCUCGUCGCCGUCAAGCGGCCGCCGGGGUACCUCGAGAACAACGAGGCCGGGCUGCCGAGCGGGUGCAUGCUGGCAGCGGCGCACCAGAACGCCACCGAGUGGUACCUCUUCGUCGGCGACCGGGGCAUCGUCGACACGCUGCUCAACAAGACCAUGUUCUGGAUCCCCGACACGCGCACGGCGCGCCUGGUCGGCGGCUGGCUGCGGCUCGCCCACUUCAUCCAGCUCGCCGCCAUGACGUUCGCGGCCGGCCAGAAGGGCUGGGACGGCGUGUGCCUCGUCGCGCUGCUGGCCGUCAACUGGCUGCUCGAGCGCUGCGCCAACAGCAACGCGAACCUCGCCCACAGCUGGCUGACGCGCGAGUGCGUCGGCGUCGAGAUCAAGAAGUUCGAGUUCAGCGGCCGCUCGUACAUGUUGGGGGCAAUACAACUCUACAGCGGCAGCCAGACGACGUCGUGGAUGGACGACAUCAUCACGCCGCACCCCAGACGGGAGGCAUGGCUGCGACGUUUGUUUGGCCAAGAGCCGGACCACAGCUCGUGGAGUCCUGCUGACCUAGCCAAGAUUGAUAGUAGCGCCAGGCUGUCAGUUGAGGCCGCUUUUGUUAUGAAUGCCGAAUUAGGGGCGCCGACCGGAGAGGCUUGAUGCGGGGCGCAUUCCUUUCUCUUCUCACUGCAUACCACUUCUCGUUCACCCUCGAGUCCUUUUCACUCUACCAGUGCAAUAGUUAGAACGCUCGACUCGACUCGUUUUAAUUAUAGUUCACCAUCCUUCUUAAGGCAUGUGGUUGAAUUGUAACGACUCAUCUAAAUUAAAGAGUGAUAGGAUAACAAUCGAUUUAAUAACAC